ACUCGCAACAGAAGGCCCCAUUGUCGUUUGAAACAUGCUCAAUACGUCUAUAGCCUUCGCCGGAUAUCGCUAAAACUCUUCACCUCGGCGGCAUCAGUCUACACGUCAGCAGAACUCAUGAUAGCCGCUGACGGUUGGUCAUGGACCGAGGUAAAGGUAACUCCGGGCUUAAAUACCUCCAACGUGUUUCUCAGUCAAUCACAUUUUCUUCUCAAUUCAAAAUUGAUUUGUCUUCCCUUUGUCCAUAAUGGGCAGACGCUGAACGGGGACCAUAUUGGUCAUCAGGAGAUCAAAAAGGAUACUACUGAAAAGAAGUGGCCCAUAGUAGCACUUCUUUCUCAUUUACCCUUCAAUAACAUUCGUUCUCACCUGAGUAGGCACCACCGAACCCGACCUCCUAGACAUCCCUCAUCACCUCAACUAGAGUCUACUCGUCGAUUUUCUCUUUCUCGACGUUCCUCUUUCUUGAAUCCUCCCAAAUUUUCUCAAAGCAGUUUUCAGAAUCCCAACCCUCUUAUCGCAGUUUUUGAUGAGCUUCCAGAUCCCCUUGGGACUGAGGGUUCAGAGGGUCAACCUCUACGCGGAAUAAUUAUUCCACGCACUCACCAAAAUCCCACUCGCAUAAUCUCCCCUUCUAGACCCCGACGGGAUAGACGUAAACCAACCAUGUCAAGAAGCAACGGUAGUGGUGGUAGAGGAGGAGAUGAGUAUCAUAUCGACGACUCCGAGGCAGAUUCUGAAACUGAAAUUCUUGCCAUCUACACUCUUGAAAUCAUUGGAAAUAUCGAGAGCAACAAUGGUUCAGUACCUUCUCAACCUCUAUCUGGUAUAAUCAAUGGUCCAUCGGAUCGUGAUUACCACUCAGACAAUCUUCCAAUCUCCCGAUCUUUUUCAGCAUUUGCAUAUGGUCUGGGUUCUCUCCUACUAUUUGGUGUGCCCCAAACAAGUUUGGUAGAGUUCGAAAACGGCGAUGAAAUGCGUUCGAGUGACAAGAUUGUGUGGAACAUUACUGGGCGCGGAUUAGUGUGCGGUUAUGAUGCUCUUUGCUUGAAAGUGUAA
This is a messenger RNA of Rodentolepis nana, 1059 nucleotides long. Lineage: Eukaryota; Metazoa; Platyhelminthes; Cestoda; Cyclophyllidea; Hymenolepididae. The record is from the annotation of a GenBank genome assembly.